UUAUCGCAAUAAGACUGAAUUAAGCUUUUGAAGAUGAAGCUGGUAGGAAUUACAAUUUUAGCUGCAGUUCUAUGCGUUCUUGCUUUUGGAGACGAUUUCUGGGGAGAUAAUGAUACUAUUAUUUACGAAGAAGAAACUACUACGGCCGAUCCAUUUUCGACGACAACGGUUCCCACUGUUAAUCUCUGCUCAGGCAUACCGUGUGGCUAUGCAAUUUUUGAAGCUUCAACAAUAGUUCUGGAAUCUUUUGUAAAGAACAACUGCGAAUGCGAAACGGGAACUAGAUGUUAUCUGAAUGCUCUCCAAGGUGCGACAUACGUGUACCAUUGCUCGCAGUUUUGGAACGAAACUGAUCCUAUCCUCAACCAAGUUUCUGUGCCGGUUCAAUUUCCUUCCCAGAGUGGUAGUCGUAUUCUUCGGAGGAUAUCGAUGAUCAACAACGACGAAUAAGUGUGGUGCUGCCUACUUGGAAAACAUUGCUUCAGUACUGUCAAAAUUUGGCUUUAAAUAUAAAUUGGUCUUUACACCAGUUUAGUUUCAAUAAACUAAUUUACCUACCAUA
This is a messenger RNA of Stegodyphus dumicola, 562 nucleotides long. RefSeq lists its product as uncharacterized. The record is from RefSeq and is a predicted model, not a curated record. NCBI's taxonomy places the organism in Eukaryota, Metazoa, Arthropoda, Arachnida, Araneae, Eresidae.